AUGUUCUCAGUCGUGAUCCCCGGCCGACCAUGUCUAACAGACAUAGUCGCAGUAGACAGCCAACCCAACGGCCAAGCAACCAAAUUCGCCUUUACAAUUCCAUUGAGUCCCACAUUCAGCGAACUAGUCGUCUUCCUUCUGCCAGGAACAAUCCUGCCACCAAACACAGGCGCAGCCAUCUACGCCCAACUCCCAGACCCGACAACAGGCCAACCAACCGACUUCCGCUUCAUCGGCGCACUAGCAAAUGAAAAGCCCUCGGGCAUAUUCACCGUCCGACCACCCAACCCGGCGCGCACAGAAGCCGAGCAAGAAGACGACAUGCUCGACGAAGGUGGGAACAACGGCCCCAGUGCUGGCGUCUUGACACUCGGCAUCUCGAUCGAAGAGGUGCAGGUGAUUGCGCCACAGCUUGCUGCGCUUGAGGCGGAGAUUAUGUCUGCCGGCUCCGGGUCUGGGUCCGGCUCGACGGCCCUGGUGAUGCAGGGGUCUGGAUCUGCGCAAAGGCAGAUCUCGACCAAGGUGCUUGCGCAGCGGAUUAUUGGGAGUGCGUUUAACUUCCUGGCUAGUUUUGCGGAGUCGGAUAAGGGUCAGGAUGUUGUGCCGCUGAAGAGUUUCCGGGAUUGGUGGACUAAGUUUGAGCGAAGGAUCGAAGUCGAUCCUACUUUCUUGGAGAGGCAGGAUCCUAACUCUAAUUCUUGA
Penicillium nucicola is the source of this 702-nucleotide messenger RNA. Its product is annotated as OPI10 family protein. Gene Ontology annotation, molecular function: nuclear import signal receptor activity. The transcript has a single exon. NCBI's taxonomy places the organism in Eukaryota, Fungi, Ascomycota, Eurotiomycetes, Eurotiales, Aspergillaceae. Gene Ontology annotation, cellular component: nucleus; cytosol. The record is from RefSeq and is a predicted model, not a curated record. Gene Ontology annotation, biological process: protein import into nucleus. Bases 1 to 702 code for a protein of 233 amino acids.